CUCUUUCUCACUUCAUUUUUUUUUAAUUAUUAUAUUGCUUUAUUAUGUCAAUUCAACAAAAGAAAGCCUUACCACCUACACCAUCUACAAGUACAAAAUAUACAAAUGUAAAUAAUGCUAUUCAAUCUUUGUUGGAUGAUACCAGUUAUGAUACAUUAACAGAAAGAGAAAAGAAAUGGUACAAUGAUCUUUCAAAUUGUCAUAAAGCGUUAGAACAAAAAGAUUCCACUAUAAAUAAUUUAAAAAUGUUGGUCAUGGAAUGGAAAAAAAAGGCAGCAGAAUAUGAAAGCUCAUUCAAAGAAGUUCAACGAAAAUUAAAAGGUAUUUAGUAUCAUGUACUUUUUUAUUUAUUUAUUUUACUAAGUGUUAAAAAAUAGACCGUGAAAGAUUCUUAAUAAAUCAACAUAAAGCAGAAAUAGAGG
Messenger RNA from Cokeromyces recurvatus, 422 nucleotides. RefSeq lists its product as uncharacterized. The record is from RefSeq and is a predicted model, not a curated record. Bases 45 to 329 code for a protein of 94 amino acids. NCBI's taxonomy places the organism in Eukaryota, Fungi, Mucoromycota, Mucoromycetes, Mucorales, Mucoraceae. The transcript is spliced from 2 exons.